This is a messenger RNA of Aegilops tauschii subsp. strangulata, 740 nucleotides long. Lineage: Eukaryota; Viridiplantae; Streptophyta; Magnoliopsida; Poales; Poaceae. The record is from RefSeq and is a predicted model, not a curated record.
CACCUCUCCGUCUUUUAUCUGCAAGCUUCUAGCCGCAUCGGCCGCCGCCGCCGCCAGAAUCUAUUCCGCCCGCCUCGUCUCGUCGACGUCGUCUCUGGUCUCGGCGCGUCGCCUGCGGGGAGCAAGGAGUAACCGCCGCCGCAGCGAGCUCAUCCUUCCGAAGGCUAGCAGCAUCCGACAGCCAUGGCGAAGCAUCACCCCGAUCUGAUCAUGUGCCGGAAGCAGCCCGGCAUCGCCAUCGGCCGCCUGUGUGAGAAGUGCGACGGCAAGUGCGUCAUCUGCGACUCAUACGUGCGCCCCUGCACCCUCGUCCGCGUCUGUGACGAGUGCAACUACGGCUCGUUCCAGGGGAGGUGCGUCAUCUGCGGAGGGGUGGGCAUCUCGGACGCCUACUACUGCAAGGAGUGCACGCAGCAGGAGAAGGACCGCGACGGGUGCCCCAAGAUCGUGAACCUGGGGAGCGCCAAGACCGACCUCUUCUACGAGCGCAAGAAGUACGGUUUUAAGAAGCGAUAGACGAACGAGGCUGGUUCGUCAGGCCCUUUGGGGGGCCUCAUUUUGUGCUGUUGUGGCAUGCUGGCAUUUGAUCGAUACCAAGAGUAGGUUUGCCGAACGAACAGCGCUGUAUUCAUGGUAUGGUUUGGUACUGAUAGGAGAAUACAACCCUCUGAUCUUUGAUCUGUAAUAACUGUUUGUGAUGUAUGGUCUGAAGUGAGUCUAGCUGGACUCUCAACUGCUUA